Molecule: messenger RNA, 2814 nt
Organism: Calliphora vicina (urban bluebottle blowfly)
Lineage: Eukaryota; Metazoa; Arthropoda; Insecta; Diptera; Calliphoridae
Gene: daw
Product: dawdle
Exons: 4
Coding region: 300-2021 (573 amino acids)
Cellular component (GO): extracellular region
Molecular function (GO): growth factor activity; cytokine activity
Source: RefSeq, a predicted model, not a curated record
UGCAGUAGUAAAAUUUACAAAAAACUCAUUUUCUUAAAACCAAAAAACAAUAAUAACUAAAUCUGCCACAGCAGUAUUUAACAAAUAAAUCUAUGAUUCUACAUAGACAAAGGACUAAAGAGGAAUUUUUAAUGUUACCCAAAAGAUAGUAAAAAAAUAAAUCUAUAACAAUAUAAAACUAAAUUAAACAUUAAGUAAAAUUAAAAGUUCAAACAAAAAUUUAAGUUUAACCCCACCACCCCCACAAAAAAACUCAAAAAUACUCAAAUAGUUUAAAAUAUUAAAAACAAACCACAAAAAUGGCCAAAUAUUUAAUUACCUUUGUAUUAUUAGCCUUUUUGGCUUUGGAAAACAAUAACAUCUACAAUCGCUUGCAUGCCAAAUCCCAUCCCAGUGGCACCAACACCAACACAGUGACACAUUUUAUGCGUCAACAUCAGUAUCAUCAUCAGACAGCAAAUUCCCACCAAAAACUUUAUCCCACCCAUGAGCAACAUCAGGCGCAUCAUGCGCGCAAACACAUAAAACAAUAUCAGAAAGAGAAUUUCGAUAAGGGCCAGGAGGAAGAUGAUUCAGUGCAGGAUUCCAGGCGACAAAUGGAGCGCAUUAAACGUCACAUGGACCAGCAGCGACAGCAUCGUUUGGAACACAACAAACGCCUGCAGCAGCGUUCCCAAAGGCCUGUAUACAGUGCCGAGAGCUUAAAGACAAUGCCGCGCAUUUGGCAACAUUUAUCCAUGGUCUAUGACUACGACUAUUCGGAUGAGAAGGAUCGCAUGUAUGGUGAUGGCCCCAUGGAAGAAGGGGAUGAGGUGGAGGAGGAAGACGAUACUAUAGUAUUGGAGACUGAUGAAAGUAAUAUUAAAGUAGAGAUACCACUAUCCGUGGAAGAAAGUUAUGAAGACAGUAAACAAGAAAAUAUGCAACAUCAUAAACAUAACAAAACCGCUGCAGUGCAUUGUCCCAAAUGUGAGAGUAGCCGCAAAGUGGAACAUGUCACCGAGGAGGAAUUAACACGUCUGCGCAUUGAAUUUGUAAAGCAGCAAAUUUUAGAGAAAUUAAGACUCAAAGAACGUCCCAAUGUAUCGGCUGUGGGUUUGCCCAAACCUAUAUAUGAAGGUGUAACCAUUGAACAGGAGGAGGAUAGUACAGUUAAUAAAGAUUUGGAUGAUUACUAUGCGAGAACAAGUAAAAAAUUUAUCUUUUUAGAAGUUGAAAAGCAUGAAUGCCGCAAAUUGGGUCCUCAGCCCUCUAUGUGCUUCUCGUUCAAAAUCGAUGAUGCCGAUGCUGAUGGCUAUGAUGUUAGCACGGCAGUGUUGUGGUUGUUUAAAAAUAAUCCACAAAAACUGGUGAAACGCAAUGAUACAUUGCUGACGCAGCAGACCAUUGUGGUGUCCGAAGUUCAGCAGCAAUUAGACUCGAAAUAUUUACCCAUAGUUAAGACUAUUGCUAUACAAUCGGUGGAUGUUCAAGAUGAAUGGAUGAAAAUCGAUAUUGAAUGGCCGAUAAAACGUUGGUUUGGCAAUCACGAUCUCAGCCAUCUUAUACAGAUCACCUGCCAAUCAUGUGACAUCGAAUCCAUGGAGCAUAUGAUUUCCACCGAUAAAGACUAUAGACCCUUUAUAAUGGUCGAUACACAAAAUCGUAAGAGACAGCCACGCCAGAAAAGAGAAAUCAAUUGUACGGAUGGUGUAACCGAAUGUUGUCGUGAGAAAUUGUACAUUUCUUUUGAUGACAUAGGCUGGGGCGAUUGGAUCAUACAGCCCAGAGGCUAUGAUGCCUAUUUCUGCAGGGGUUCCUGUGGCAUGGUGGCGAGUAUAUCAGAUUCCAUGUCUACACAUAAUAUAGUUUUACAGAAACUUUUAAAUAAACCCGGCAAACGGCGUAAGAAUCUGGAACUAGUACCCUGCUGUACGGCCAAACAAUAUUCUUCCCUGCAGUUAGUAUUUAUGGACAGCAAUAAUACGGCCACUCAAAAAACAUUCCCCAACAUGGUGGUUGAAUCCUGUGGUUGUAGAUAGUUUCUAUUUGUCUUUAACUCUAAAUUACCUUUAAAAAUAUUUAUUACUUAAAUUAAUUAUUCAUUAUUUUCACACUUAACACCCAUAACAUGUAAAACCUAAACAAUUCAUUAAAUUCCUAUAAAACCCUUCAAUCCUCACCUCAUCUAGAAAACACCGCCCGCCAUUUACCCCCUUAAACAAACGAACAAAACUUUAAUUUAUAUUUAUAAAAUACAUUUAAAACUAAAUUAAUACACACAGCCUAAUUUUGAAAAUCCCCUCUUUUAAAAAAUUUAUUUAGAAUUUUUUAAAGUGAGAUUUACUUAAGCUUUCUACUAAAACUGCCAAAAUUUUAGGUUUUAACUAGUUUUUAAUUAUUUAAAUAAUUUGUAAAUUAUAUUAUUGUACUUAAGUUCUCCAUGAGAUACAAUUAGGUUUUAUUUUUCUUUGUUUACAGAUGUCUAGUGUAAUUUAUUAAGGCUAUUCACCGGCUGGCAAUUUAUACUAUACUAACUAUAAACAUUUAAUAUCCUAAUCUUAUCUACCUUUGCUAUUGAAUCUAUAUUAAAUGUUUAUCGUUUUAGUUUUUUCGAAAUUAUGUUGCAGCCUGUGAGUCCCCUAAAUUGUAAAUAUUUUAUUUAAGUUGUCCUUAGAAGUGAUAUUUUUUGUUUUUGUGUAAAUAUAAAUUUUAAGUAGUUACAAUUUUGUGUCUUAAAAUUUCUUAAUUUUUUUAAGGAAUUUUAGUGUUUUAUAAAAAAAAAAUUUUAAAAAAAUAUAUUUGAUAAAAAAUUUAUAAAUUUUAAAAAAUAAA